This is a messenger RNA of Phialemonium atrogriseum, 1454 nucleotides long. RefSeq lists its product as uncharacterized. The coding region runs from base 1 to 1350 and encodes 449 amino acids. The record is from RefSeq and is a predicted model, not a curated record. NCBI's taxonomy places the organism in Eukaryota, Fungi, Ascomycota, Sordariomycetes, Cephalothecales, Cephalothecaceae. The transcript has 2 exons.
AUGCCUCCCAACUCCACUCCUCUCAAGGGUAUCAAACGCCGCAAUGCCGACCAAGCUCAAAGAAGCCCCAAAUCUCCCGAGCGUCUCGCUCGUACCUCCUCUACCAGUGACGCUCCUGGGAUUCGAGGCACAGAUCAACCCAGUCAGGCCACUGGGGAUGAAGAGCAAGUUGCUGAAUCUGUCCUUCCGCUUGGCAGUACUGUCCUUGGCCAUUUCGCCGAAAACAAGGAUGACAAGUUGCAUUUGGCUAUCACUCAGCUGGUGAAGCAAGUACUUGCCGAGAGAGAGAAGUUGGCAGACGCUGAGGCUGAGCUUACAGCCAAGAAGGCAGAAUGUGCCUACUUGAGGGACGAGAACGCUCGUUAUCACCAACGUCUUGAGCAGCAAGCGCCUCGCACUCAAGAGGAGGCGGAGAAGGCUAGGAAAGAAUACUUCUCGAGGACUGUCGUGUGGAGGCAGUACGGUGAUUGGGAACCACAUUUGAAGAUGGAAAAGACCUGGGAACGCCUUUCGGGUUGUAUCUCGAGCCUCGUGCAAAUCCCGAAGACGACCCAAGUUUGGGACAGCCUCUGCCCUGAUAUCCAGAAGAAACUGAGAAGUUGGACACCCAAGGCUGAAGAAUUCUGGGGAUCUGACAUGGGGGCACAGCAGCUCUUCAUGGCAUGGAUCUGGCACAUUCUUGAUGACAAUAUCUUUUCACGAAGGAGCGCCGACAUCAAGUGGGCAGCCCCCCAUUGGCAGGCGCACGGCCUCCUCCACGACCUUCUGCAAGAGGUGGACGCCGAAAAGGAUGAUGAGUGGACUCUCAAAUUCCAUGCUUGGCGACGCAUCACUAUAUCAGCCAUUCAAGAGCUUGACAGGAGGAAGAUUAUCCAGGGUUAUGGAAGGCGCAUUGAUCCCCAAUACGUCGCCCAACUUGUCAGACACGAGAUUGGCCCCUUCGUGGACAAAGAAAGCGAACCAUUAUUCGAAGCAGUUCUCCAAAAGACCGGAGAAAGGGUCGCACACAUCGACAUGGAAUUCCAGGGCACUCUAGUCAAGUUUGCCCCCGUGUUCCACCACCCGGAUACAAAGCAGCUGUCGUCCUUCCCAUACGAACCAGCGGGGGUGGACUCCAUCAUGAAAAAUAGCUUGGGAACUUCGGCGCAAGCCCAUUUAAAGCUGGACGGCCUCCCCGUCGACCUCAUCACGCGCCCCCUGCUGCGAUUCUCGGGCGAUAUACAAGGAGAAGGAUUUGGUUACGAUGAAUCGUGGACUUUUGCCCCUAUGGCGGUUUGUGUCGGUUGGUUCAUGGAAAUUUCGGACGACUUGUUGGUGGAUCCGGACACCGACGAGGAGGCGACGGGCUAGGUAGGGGUGAUGUGAUGUGGGUGCUUGCGAUUCCGUCAUUGUUUUCCUUAAGAGUGUGCACGUUGGGCAAAGUAGCAACAGAUUGUGUCAUGUGUUUUAUUAUU